This is a messenger RNA of Portunus trituberculatus (swimming crab), 1635 nucleotides long. Its product is annotated as piggyBac transposable element-derived protein 2-like. Gene Ontology annotation, molecular function: sequence-specific DNA binding. The record is from RefSeq and is a predicted model, not a curated record. Lineage: Eukaryota; Metazoa; Arthropoda; Malacostraca; Decapoda; Portunidae. The transcript has 2 exons. The coding region runs from base 637 to 1143 and encodes 168 amino acids.
GUUUAAUUGAAAAAAAAAAUGUCUGAUAAAAAAAGAUUCAUAAUUAUUUAUGCAAUACUGCUCCUGAAAUGCUUAGUAUUGCGCAAACACUCAGGAAUAUUUAAUGAACACCCUAAAAUACACUGGUGUGCAUGUGUGAUGGCAAUGCCGACACGGAAGCAGGGAAGCAAUGCAGCCUUGGAGGUGCAUGAGGUAUGGUACAUUGUUUGACUCAAAAGUGUCAGUAAUGCAAUGAAGUAACAGAUGACUUUCCAUUUUGUUCAGUAUGUGUCUCAUUUUUGGAAGAAACGUAAAGUGUCAGUAAUGCAAUGAAGUAACAGAUGACUUUCCAUUUUGUUCAGUAUGUGUCUUAUUUUUGGAAGAAACGUAAGUGAGAUAAGACACAGGGUUGCAUAGUGACAGGACAUUCAAAGAUAUAAGAAAAUAGCAGGAACCAAAGGGAGAACUGUGAUGAUCACUUACUUGGCAGAGUGCGACGAAGUGCUAAGGUGAAAUAAUCCGACGUGUCUAACUGAUGAAUAUCAGUUAUCUGAAUGAAGCCUGGAGUUUUGUGAUGUUUAUCAUCCUGAGAUAAGAUUGCCAACACACCACAUUUGCACUAUAUGACAAUAUUUCAAUCUUCCCGUCCAGCUUGCAAUGACCUCACUUCAUAGAAGCAGAGGCUUGAAUCUGAAUGAAAUUUUGGACCUACUAAAUGAAGAAGAUGAGCCUGGAGAUAUAUUCAUCGAACCCCCUGAAGUACAAAACCUAACAGAUGAAGAUUCUGGUAACGAAGAUGAGAAAAAUGGCAUUGGACCAGAAAAUCUGAAUGGCAAUCAACUCCAGGCUACUGCAGAGCUGAGGGUCAAAGGAUCAGAGGAGGAUCAGCUUCCUCCACGCAAAAAACAGAAGUCUAGUAGCACGAAGAAACAAAAGACAAAAAUUAAAUGGACCAAAAAUGAAGAACUUCUGAGAAGUCUUCAUUUGUUUCCUGAAAGUGACUUUAGCAAGUAUAGAGAUUUUACUCCUGUCAUGCUGUUUGAACUGUUCUUUGAUGAUGAGAUUAUUGAAUAUAUUGCUGAACAGUCUACAAUUUACUGCCUGUCAAAAAACUGGCCUGAUGUAAAGGUAACAUAUCAGGAAAUGAGAGUAUAUGAAAUAUGAUGGUAAAGAUAAUUUUGUGCAAAGAGUACCAGAUAACAAAAAACGGCUAUGUGCAGGUGAAAGUUGCAAGUCAAUUGGCAGGACAGAAUGUAAAAAAUGCAAUGUUGGACUUUGUGUGGACUGUUUCGCUUCUUAUCACACACUGUAAUAACAAUAAUAAACAUAUGUGUUGUGCAUGCAUAUUCAAGUGAAUUUUUUUUUUUUUUUUUACGCCGAGAUGUGGCUUAUUUUCAAAUAAAAAAACUCAAUAAACAUUUUAUGAUACUGUUUAAGUAUUAUCUACAUGUAUAUCUCUUGUAAAGAAUUAAUGAAAAAAAUAAAUGCAAAAAAAUAUUACACUUAGAAACUAAGGAAUAUUAAAUUAUUUUCCUAUGCGUAAGUAAAUAUCACUAUGUUAAAUCAUCAGUGAUGAUAUUUGGUAGUAUUUCUUGCUUUUAGUGUUUGAAUGUCAAUUACUGUCUUUUGAAAUAAACAAAUAAAAUUGAUGAUGUA